Chenopodium quinoa (quinoa) is the source of this 1634-nucleotide messenger RNA. Its product is annotated as CASP-like protein 5C1. The transcript is spliced from 3 exons. The record is from RefSeq and is a predicted model, not a curated record. NCBI's taxonomy places the organism in Eukaryota, Viridiplantae, Streptophyta, Magnoliopsida, Caryophyllales, Amaranthaceae. Bases 975 to 1436 code for a protein of 153 amino acids. Gene Ontology annotation, cellular component: membrane.
CUACUUCCUUGAGUCUCUUUGUUUCAUUUUUGAUUGUAACAUAUCUCAUUUUACGUAUGUCAAUAAAAUCAAGGAGAAGUGUGAAUAAUACAAAAGUUAAACCGUUACAACUAAAUAUAAAUAAAAGAAGUGUAUGUGUAACAAACAUAAAUACAUGAUAAAACAAAGAAAUUAAUAAUUAUUUUCUCUAUUUUUUCCCAUAAAAACAAUAAUUUCCAAAAAAAAAAAAAAGCUUUACAAAUAAUGUACUCCGUUUAUUUCUUUCUAAGAAAAGCAAACAUUUUUUUCACACUACAUAUAUAAAUAUAUUCCAGUAUCCCACACAAGCGCACAUCAUAUCAUUAGUGAUAUUUCCCGAAUUCCUUAUUUACGUGAUUCUUGUACGGAGUAGUUGAUUUCAACUUUUGCCCAAACUGCUCUCCGUUUCUACCUCCCUUAACAAUAUAUCUAAUCUAAAACGUAAAAAGUGUGAACUUGUAUCUCAUACCACUACCCCUGCCUUACGUGGCUAGAUCCACCCAUAUAUGAAGUACAAGUACAACUCAAUGUUUAAAACAACCAAAGAAAAAAAUUGUAGGACCAAUUGACAGUCCAAAAUUCUUAAACACCCCUUGAAAUAGUUAAAUGAACAUAAAUACAAUUCUGAAUUCUGAAAUCAAUUAAAUUGAAUGAAUGAAUUGAAUCUCAUCAUCCAAUUCAUUCCACACAUUUCUCCGCAAUUGUUUUCCACGCUGCUGACUAGUGGUGGGUGAGAAGCUGUUACUUUAACAAAAAAAAAAAAAAAAAAUAUACUGGGCACUUCACAUUUAACACCAAAGCAUUUAAUUUUCUUCUAAUUUUUUUUAAUAAAAACUGUCAAAUAAUUUAGAAAAAUAAAAAUGAGAGAAAAAAAGUAUGAAGAGAAUUAGUAGCAAGAAGAAGAAGAAGAAGAAGAAGAAGAAGAAGAAGAAGAAGAAGAGAAGAGGAGAGAGAAAAUGGUGGAUGAAGUGCCAGGAUCAUUGGGCACCAGCGCAAGCUUAGCUCUUCGAUUUGGUCAAAUAAUGUUUUCCUCUGCUUCCCUCUUUUUCAUGUGCCUUGAUGUUGAUUUCUAUUCCUAUACUGCUUUUUGCUUCUUAGUAACGGUUAUGGGUUUGGUGAUUCCGUGGAGUAUGACAUUGGGGCUAGUUGAUGCAUAUUCUGUCUUUAUUAAGAGCCCUUCGCGUCAACCUGGAGUAAUGACUGUAAUUGUUGUAGGAGAUUGGGUUUUGUCAUUCCUUUCGCUAGGAGCAGCUUGCUCAUCUGCAAGUGUUGCACAAAUCAUGAUUGCUGAAAGCAUUCCGGCGUGUCCUGUUAAAAUCUGCAGUAGAUAUUCUCUUUCUGCUGCCAUGGCUUUCUUGUCUUGGUCUAUGUCUUUUGCAUCAUCUCUCUUAAACUUAUGGAUCCUUCCUAAAUUAUAGUUAAUUGUAUAUAUUCCGUAGUACGAAGUAGUUUUUUUGGUGCUAAAUUAUACAAAUAGAAAUGUUUAAAGAGAAAGAAAGAAGAUGGCUACCAAAAUUUAUGGUGGUAUAGGCUUCUUAGCAUGAUUGUGUCUUGUAUACUGUACAGACAUUUAGAUUGAAAUUACAAUUAUUCUUAUAAAUUUGAAUUUUAUUUUA